Molecule: messenger RNA, 879 nt
Organism: Oldenlandia corymbosa var. corymbosa
Lineage: Eukaryota; Viridiplantae; Streptophyta; Magnoliopsida; Gentianales; Rubiaceae
Source: the annotation of a GenBank genome assembly
AUGCAAAAACCUUCAAGUCUCAAGGGGCAAGCCAUUUUUAGCAAUCGGUUGCAUCAAUUUGGUUGUUAUGAUUGGCUCGAUGCCGCCGACGGGGACCUUUCAACAGCUGUUGUUGCAGUCACAACAGAGUCAGCUAUCACCGAUGCAUAUCCAGCAGUCCUGUUCACGGCCAGUAGAGUUUCAGCAAGCCGAUCGGUGGACAACACAAUCUGUGCAGUUGAAUCGGCACAGUCCCAUCGGCCGCCAAUAGAGUCUUAUGAGAUUCAGCUAUCAUCGACAUCAGUACAGCAGGAUAUUCAGUUGCCAUCCGGACUGAUCCAACGGGUUUGGUCACAAUCGAAGCAGCCUCAGCAAACUGAUCAAUCAGUUAUGCUAUUACAGUCCCAGCAGCUAACACAAUAUCUAGAAUUAGUUCAGCAGCAAUCCACGGCAAAGCUCCAACCAUCUUAUUCAUUACCGAUGGAGUCUCAAUCAAUUCAUGAGAUGUCACGGUCAGUCCAGUGCACAACAGCCAUUGGUUCGACUUCAGUAGAUUCAGCCAUCUCCAGUGCAAUCCAAGUGAACCGGUCCAUUUGUAGCACCGAUCCAACAACCACUGGAACAAUCUCAACAAGAGCAGCAAUCGGUUACACAAAUUCAGCAAAUGCAACCACUAUCAUUGGUAAAGUCAGAAUGGAUACGGUAAUUACGGGCGUUGCUCGAAGAGUUGCAAUCGCCAUCAAGAGUGUCUCGGCGAGUGUAACAAUUGGCAGUGAGAAACCAGUCAUCCUUAGUACAUUAUCAGCCGAUCUCACGAUUGUUGGAUCAAAAACUUCAACAAGAACCGACACAAUUGCAAGGAUUGGUGGAGUUGCCUUUGCCGAAUCUCCAGGGUUCUAA